UGCUUCGCCUGGAGCUGCUGCCCUGCGACGACCCUUCACACCCCCUGGUGAUCCGACUCGUGAAGCAGACCAAGACCCUGCUGGAGAUGGUGGAUUUGAGCAGGGAGGGCGGCGUGUUUGGGGAGAGCCUGGAGGAGUACGUCAGAAGACUACUGUGCGCGAGGUACCGCACCACUCACCCCAACUUCCUCUCUCUGCUCUUCUCCAAGCUGCACUUUCAAGGGAGUCCCCUCAUCGCCCCUCCACCCCCGGCAGCAGCACAAGCCGAACCCUUGCUGCCCACUCCCACUCGUUCCAACCACCCAUCUGUAGCUGGUAACCACCCGGGUGCGUCAGAGCCUGCUACAGCCGUGGCUCCCCCAGAGGCAGGCGGAAACGCUGGUCCAGCUACUAUUGUGCGUGAUCUAUCCCAGGCUUUUGAUGCUGUAGCAAGGGACGAGGGGAGGGGCGAGAGGGAGGUUGGGGCUGAUAGGAUGGACAAGCAGCGGCAUGAGGAGCAGGAGGAGCAGGAGGAGCAGGAGGAGCAGGAGGAGCAGGAGGAGCAGGAGGAGCAGGAGGAGCAGGAGGAGCAGGAGGAGCAGGGGCAUCAGCAUAAGAGUGCAGGAGAGGCAGGGGAAGAAGUGGAGGAGGGAGAGGUGGGGCAGGAGGGAGAGGAGGAAGGAGAGGUGGGUGAAGAGGAAGAGGUGUCGUUAAACGGGGUGUCGGUGCGAGUGCGGCUGGGGCAACACGCACGGGCACGGGCAGCGGAUCGAAGCCAAAGUGUGACUAAAGCAGGGUCGGACGCACAUGGCUCUGUGAAACAGAUAAGUGACUCUAACAGAGUAGGCACUCCCAGCCUACAGAGGCACCAACGGCGGGGUGGUUCCCAGGGGAAUGGCAACAGCUUUCAGCAGCAGAACUGCAAACAGCAGCGCUGGGUGAGUGAUACUGGAGCCACUUCAGGGAGAAUUUCAGGGGGGCGUGCGUUCGAGCAGGGGAUGCGUGAUAGGGCGAGUGGCAGUGUGAGUAGGAGAUCUGAUAGCCUCGCUCCCAAUGCUCGAGGGUCGGUAGGAGGGGACAGUCACCGUGGAUCCUUCGGCUUGAACAGUCUCCGCGGGUCGUUGGGGCUUAACAGUUACCACGCUUCUCUUGGGCCCAGCAGUUACCGAGUCUCUGGUGGUAGCGCGGGCGUUGGUGCUCGCAGUGGCAGUGCCGCUGCCAGUGUUGGUGCCGGUACUGCUGCUGCUGCUCGUGCUGGUUUGGGUGCUGGUGGAACUGGUGGUUUCCGUGCAUCCGCUGCUGGGGAUGCCACAGCGCCUGUGGCCCUAGCAAACAUGACCAAUCGGGCAGCGAGGAUUCUCAAAGCGGCAGCAGCAGCUGCAGCAGCUGCUGGUGGCGGUGGUGGCACUGGUGCAGGCGCAUCAGGUGUAGGUGCAUCUGGUGCAGGUGCAACUGGUGCCGCUGUCACUGUCUCAGCAGCCCAAGCAUCCAGCCGCCGUCCCAACCCAUCCGCCAGGCAUCAAAUGGCGCCUCCCCCCCUCCGCCCUCCGUCCUCCCACCCCCCUGCACAUCACUUGUCGGCCCAUCCCGAGUCAAGGAAGCGAAAGAAUCCAGAUGCCACGAGGGGUGGAGAUGGUGCGGGGAAGAAGCAUAGCGACGCUGGGAGGCACGAGGGUGGGGGGAAGAAGCAUAGCGCAGCUGGGAGGCGUGGGGGUGGGGGGAGGCAUGCAGACGGCGCUGCUGACUGUGUGACGUCAACGUAUCGGGGGCCACUGGCAGGGGUGGCAGGGGCGGCAGGGGCAGCAGGGUUGGCAGGGGCGGCAGGGGGGGAUGAGGAACGAGCAAGAAAGGUUCCCCGGCGUAGUUGGCCGUUUGGAAGGGAUGUGGGGAGCACUCGAAGGAAGGGGGAGAGGGAGGGGAGGGGGGAGAGGAAGGGGGAGAAUGAGAAGGGAGGCGAGGGGAGAGAAGGGAUGGAGGUGGUUGGGGAUGCUGCUUGGCUGGCUAAGCGACGUGGAGUGGAGAUUGGUGGAGGGAAGGAGAAGGGGAGAGGGACGGGGGGCGGAAAAAUGGGAGGGGGAGGAGCAGAAGCAAAGGACGCAUUUACACGAAAGCUGGAGAAGAAUUUAGAGAGGGCUGGGUUAAAGGCAGGGCUUAAGGAAAAGAAGCACGAAGGGACAGGAGACUGGGAGGAUACCAGGAGGAUGGGUGCACGAGACAACUACCCUGGGGGGGGGAAGGGGGCGAUUGAUCCAUUUAGGAGUGAGAAGAAGACAAGCGGUGUGAGCCAGUUCUCCAAGUGGCACAGUGCUCUGCCGCCCAAGACCUUCCGCCGCCCGUUGCAGCAGCAGAAGCUGCCAUUCGGCCUCCCUAGAAGCUCCUCUGCUGGUGGCGGUUCUGCUGCUGCUGCUGCUGCUGCUGCUGGGAAAGAUGCGAAGGGAGAGAAGAGAGGCGUGGGGUCUGCUGUUGGUGGGGGGAUGUGUGACGGACUGAGUGCUAAAGGCAGUGUGAGCACCACUGGUGCUGCUGCCUCUGUCUCUGCGUCUCUUCCCGGUCCCCUUGCCCCGGAUGUUGCCGUAGCUGUUUCUGUGGCUGCGUCUGCGGCUGGAGAGGACAGGCAGCCCACCGGGCCUGCGGUUCGGCGAUCAGGUUCGGGAGCUGGGUUUGAGCUGAUUGGGCGGCAGAGCAGCUUCGGCAGGCUGGUUUUGACACAAGAGAGCAGCAAGGAAAGGGAUACGGAGGGCCAAGUGGUUAAAGAGGGGGAUCCAAGUAAGGGGUCAAGGGGUGAGGCUGGCGCUGGUGUAUCCUCUUGUACACAAGAGGUUGAGAAGGGAAGAGAAGAAGCAGCAGUUGCAAAAAGAAGCAGCAGCUUGAGAAUGAGGGAUUCUGGAGUUGCUUGUCCCAUGGUGUCGCCAGCAGCUGCACGUACAAAAGCCGCAGCAGCACCACCAGCACCCGCAGCAGCACCAACAGCUGCAGCACCAGCGGCAACAACAGCAACGGUUACCACGUCGGUUACAAGGCGAUGGGACUUGGCCGGAACAUCAGAGACCACUGGCGGUGUGGACGGCUUUAGGGGGAAUGCACCGAGAUUCGGUCCUCCUGCUGCUGACCUGUUUCUUGAUUCUCUAGCAGAAAUGCUGUUGGGGGGGAGUGAUGGUGUUGGUGAUCAGUCACCCCCUGCUGUUGCUGAGUGUUUCAUCCGCCGCCGACCUUGCCUUGCUGCCGAUCCUGCUCCUGCUCCCGCUCCUGCUCCUGCUCCUAUUCCCGCUCCAACUCCUGCUCCUACUCCUGCCCCUGCGCCUGCUCCUGCGCCUGCUCCUGCCCCUGCCCCUGCCCCUGAUGCUGAUGCUGCUGUGGAAGUGGCUGCUGAUGUGGAUGCUGAUGUGGCUGCUGAUGUGGCUGCUGGUGUGGAUGCUGAUGUGGCUGCUGAUGUGGCUGCUGAUGUGGCUGCUGAUGUGGCUGCUGAUGUGGAAGCUGAUGCCCCUGGUCUUGUUUCUGCUCCCACACAACCAGUGUUGGUCACAUCGAAUGGUGGUGGUGAGGCUGAUGCUGCUGAUGGUGGUGAUGUGAGUACUAGUAAGGGCAGCUCUGCAGUUGCUGCAGCUAGUUCCUCGUACCACACACGAUCGCAAGGGAAAGUAGAGGUAGAGGAUGCGGAAUCACCCGGGGUUAUUGAGGCGCCUCAAAAGUCGUAUACUUGUGCUGUUGCAGCUGGUUCUUUGUACCACACACGGUCUCAAGGGAGAGUAGAAGAUGCAGCGGAAUCGCCUGGGGCUGAGGAUUCCCGCAGGAGGGGAGCGGGCUCGGGUUUUAAUGGCUUGGGCUUUAAGGGGAAGAGCAAAAGGGAGGCAGGAAUUGUGGGCGAGGUGGAACAAGAUGGGGAUUCGUUAUGCACUAAGGGACGAAAGGGAAGGAUUGGGGGGAGGAGCAGAGCACAGGGGGAGAAGAGUCGAGAAUCUGUGUCAGAGGGAAGGAUGAGAACGAGAAGCGCAGGGCCGGUGCUUGAAAGGCUGGGUGAAGGGAUGGUUACCAGACAAGGGGUGGUUACCAGACCAGGGGUGGUUACCAGACAAGGGGUGGUUACCAGACAAGGGGUGGUUACCGGACAAGGGGUGGUUACCAGACAAGGGGAGGAUGAGCUUUGUAGGGAGGUAGAGGAGGAGGAGGAGGAAGAGGGGGAGGAGGGGGAGGAGGGGGAGGAGGGGGAGGAAGGGAGGGAAAAGGUGGAGGGGGGAGAGGACGCGGGCGAGGUGGACGAGAGAGAGGAGGAGCAAGAAGAGGGGGAAGACAAGCAGGAGAAUAAGCUUUGCAGGGAGGUAGAGGAGGAGGCGGAGGAAGAGGGGCGAGGCAAUCAGGAGGAUGAGCUUUGUAGGGAGGUAGAGGAGGAGGAGGAGGAAGAGGGGGAGGAGGGGGAGGAGGGGGAGGAGGGGGAGGAGGGGGAGGAAGGGAGGGAAAAGGUGGAGGGGGGAGAGGACGCGGGCGAGGUGGACGAGAGAGAGGAGGAGCAAGAAGAGGGGGAAGACAAGCAGGAGAAUAAGCUUUGCAGGGAGGUAGAGGAGGAGGCGGAGGAAGAGGGGCGAGACAAACAGGAGGAUGAGCUUUGUAGGGAGGUAGAGGAGGAGGCGGUGCAAGAGACGGAAAGGGAGAUUGAGAAAAUAGCUGGGGGUGUGGAGGGAGGGGAAGAAGCAGAGGAGAAGGAAGAGGCGGAGAUGGAAGAUGGGAAAGGAGCCGAGCACGGGGAGAAGGUUAAAGAGGUAGAUAGGGGAGGAGAGAAAGAGGUCGAGGAAGGGGAAGAAGUGGAGGAGAAGGAAGAGAAGGAGAGGGAAGAGGAGAAAGGGGUCAAGCAAGUGGAGGAGAAGGUUACAGAGGUAGAGAGGGGAGGAGAGACAGGGGUCGAGGAAGGGGAAGAGGUGGAGGAGAAGGAGUGCAAUGCGGAAGAGGAGGAGAAUGAGCAAGAGGAGGAACGGGUUAGAUUUUUUGAGGCGCCUCAAAAACAGACUCCUCACGCAAGGGGAAGAGAAUGCAGAGACGAGGGCGAUAAGCAGCAGGAGCGGGAGGAGAAGCGAGUGGACGAGGGAAUGGGAGAGGCUGAGGCUGAGGCUGAGGCUGAGGCUGAGGCUGAGGAGGCUUUUGAGUCGACUCAACAGCGAGUGGACGAGGGAAUGGGAGAGGGAGAGGCUCUGAACGAGAGGGCCAUGGUGACUCAGCCAAGGGAAGAGAAACCAGAGGCUGCAGAGACGGAGGAGCAUAGUGGGGAAGCGGAGGAGGGGGGGGGAGGAAUAUUUGGGAGGAAGAGAAGACGAGACUCCGAGGUUGAUAGUACCAGCGAGGAAAAGGGCGGUCGGAAUGGUCUGGAGAAGGGAGGGCAGACUACUGAAAUGGGCGCCCAAUGUAUAAGACCAAUUGAGAAGCAGUGGUGGUUUGCCUAUGCGAGAGGCUGAGGGAUGUGGGAACCCUCUAGUAGAGGA
Messenger RNA from Closterium sp. NIES-67, 5447 nucleotides. The record is from the annotation of a GenBank genome assembly. NCBI's taxonomy places the organism in Eukaryota, Viridiplantae, Streptophyta, Zygnematophyceae, Desmidiales, Closteriaceae.